Molecule: messenger RNA, 1276 nt
Organism: Zingiber officinale
Lineage: Eukaryota; Viridiplantae; Streptophyta; Magnoliopsida; Zingiberales; Zingiberaceae
Product: BOI-related E3 ubiquitin-protein ligase 1-like
Exons: 5
Coding region: 54-1049 (331 amino acids)
Molecular function (GO): ubiquitin-protein transferase activity
Source: RefSeq, a predicted model, not a curated record
AUAUCUUUCUUUUGCCGCUUUCCCUUUUCUCUCUCUCCCUCCUUCUCCUAGCCAUGGCAUUCUUCCUGCAGCAGCGCAACUUCGAACACCACCACCGGCGGCGGCAGCAGCAGCAGCAGCAGCAGAAGCCGCAGCAAUCCAUUCUCUUCAGAAACUUUGUGCCGAUUGAUGGCCAAAUCUCGCCCCCGAUCUCCUUGCCCAAUGCUGCAAGCUUCCCCGAUCCUCCUCGCCCUUCCGUCGUUAACGUUAUGGGCCUUGCACCUGGCCCUACGGUGGCGGCGGACGGAUGGGAACCGAGGACGAAGCGGCUUAAGGAGCAGGAUUCGCUAGAUGACUCGCAGAUAACGUCCAUCGAUUUCCUGCAGACGGGACCGGUGUCCACAGGGUUGGGACUGUCACUGGACGACCGGAGAGUGGCAGUCUCGUCUGGGGAGUCGCCGCAGCUGCUCCUCCGGGUUGUCGAUGAGGAAAUCGAUCGCGAGUUGCAGGGAAUGGAGGCUGAAAUGGACCGCUUUAUGAAGAUUGAGGGUGAGCGUCUAAGACAAUCAAUAUUAGAGAAGGUUCAAGCGAAACAGUUACAAGCUCUUGCAUUGGUCGAGGAUAAGAUCCUCAAAAAGAUGAGUGAGAAAGAUUCAGAGCUGGAGAACAUGAACAAGAAGAACAUGGAUCUUGAAGAACAGAUGAAACAAUUGUCAGUAGAAGUAGGUGCCUGGCAGCAACGUGCAAAGUACAACGAGAACUUGAUUAACUCGCUGAAGUGUAAUCUCGUGCAACUUAAUGCUCAGAACAGGGACAAUGAAGAAGGUUGUGGCGACAGUGAAGUUGACGACACAGCCUCUUGCUGCAAUAGUGAUGUCAAUUUGCAGCUCAUGUUAAAACAAAACAGGAACUUGAAGGAGACUGCUUGUAAGAUUUGCGGAGUCAAGAAGGCUUGCAUGCUUUUAUUGCCUUGUCGGCAUCUUUGCUUGUGCAAGGAGUGCGAGAUCAAGUUCAACUUCUGCCCGCUAUGCCAGUCCUCAAAGUUCAUCGGCAUGGAAGUCUAUCUAUAGUGAAUUUUGUUGCCUAUGGCUGCCUACUUGCUCUUGUAUAAUAUGUUGGACUACUCUUAUUGAUGACUUGCUAUAUGCUAGAAGCUAUCAAUUGCUGUUGCAUACAAUGCUAUCAAUUGCUGUUGCAUACAAUGCUAUCAAUUGCUGUUGCAUACAAUGCUGUAAUGGGUAUUGUAUUUGAAAUUUGUAAAAGCCUCCACAUGAUGUGAAUCCAGUCUUCCACAGAA